GUCGACACGCUAGUCAUUAUUUUGCUCCCGCGGCCAAGUCCUUUUUUGCGGCGCCGUGCAGCUCACAACGCGCCGGCUGUCUCUGCGCACCCCAAGCCUUCACCAGAAGCGCGCCCACCACGUUUGAACGGCUAAAAACGCCGCCGCAGCAAGCGCUCUCCCUGAGACCCAAACUAGAAGAUGCCGCUCCCGCCCAUCCCGCCGGAGUUCAAGCCGGCCAAGCCCUUCCUGCAACGAGCGGAGGAGUUAGAUCGGGACCCGUCGCAAGAAGCGUCCGUGACGGCCUACUGCUGCCGCCAGCGCGCCAUGGAGCUCGGCAUAGCACUCAGAGACAAAGCGAGUGACGCCGAGGCCGCGACGACCUUCCUCCUAAGUUUGAUGGACACGCUCGAGUCCAAAAAAGAAAAGCUCGGUGAUUUAACUCGGGAAGAGCAGGAGCAGGUGUUGUGCCAAUUCGCGGAAGAUGUGUUUGCGAAGGCCGACGCCGAAGAUCGCGCGGGCAAGGCCUCCAAAUCAACAGCGAAGACGUUCUACGCGGCGUCCAUCUUCUUCGACGCCCUGUCGCAGUUUGGGGAGCGAGGCGAGGAAGUGGAAGAAAAGUGUCGCUACGCGAAAUACAAGGCCGCGGACAUCAUCAAGUGCCUGAAGGCCGGCGUCCGGCCCGAGCCGGGGCCUCCUGGGGGUAGUGAGCCGGCCUCACCAGCAACACCGGACAUCCCGGACGCUACGGCGUUGCCUCCACCGGUCGCGCCGCCGGCCUACGACGAGCUCCCGCCGGCCGGCAAACCGUCGGCGCCGUCGCCGCCGGCCUUCCAACCACCACCUGCAUUCGCGCCGCCGCCGCGGCGGCAGUGGACGCCGCAGGCGCCGCCGCCGAUCAACAGCAGUGGAAGGCAGCCUUCCAAACAGCAGUUCGCCGACGCCGUCGAGUGCUGCCGCUUCGCCAUCGCGGCCUGCGACGCGCGCGACGCGGGCCUGGCCCUCGAGCGCCUCAAGCGGGCCUUCGAGGCGCUCUCCUAAUUUC
Pelagomonas calceolata is the source of this 1024-nucleotide messenger RNA. NCBI's taxonomy places the organism in Eukaryota, Pelagophyceae, Pelagomonadales, Pelagomonadaceae. The record is from the annotation of a GenBank genome assembly.